AUGGCUGAAAUAGAUGCCGAAAAGAUGCAGCUGGAUGGCCAGCAACUGUACACUUGCUUGUCGUGCACCAUCGCCUUUCUCUCCGCCGAAGAGCAGCGGCUGCACUACCGCUCGGACCACCACAGAUACAAUAUGAAGCGUCGUGUCGCAAACCUUCCGCCCGUCAGCGUUGCACUCUUCAAUCAGAAAGUUCUCGAGCGAAGGCAGGAGACCGCGGUCAUGCUCUCCCCCAAGGGCCAGACCUGCGAUGUUUGCAACAAAUCUUACACGACCGAAAACGCAUACCGGUCGCAUGUACAGUCCAAGAAGCACAAGGAGAACGAGAUCAAGGCGCUCUCUAAGCCCAAGACGGCAACCCCUGCUGAGGAAGCAGACCCAGACACCGUCCCCUCAGCCGAGCCCAUCGCCUCUACCUCGACCGCACUUGAGAUCAUCGAAGAGACCCCCGCUCCGACCGGACCGGGGAUCAGUCUGGCUAUGGACGUCGACGCAACGGAGGAUGAAGUGAACAUGACCAUCGACCAGAAGAUUGCCGCCGCACGCUCUGGGCUUACCAACUCGCACUGCCUCUUCUGCUCGACCGUAUCUUCUUCAUUAGAAGACAACCUGACGCACAUGUCCUCCGCCCACUCGUUCUUCAUCCCCGACGCGGAGUAUCUGGUGGAUCUACCCGGCUUGCUGACAUACCUCGGCGAGAAGGUUGCCGUAGGCAACGUUUGUCUGUACUGCAACGGCAAAGGCCGUGAGUUCCGUACAAUCGAUGCCGUGCGUAAGCAUAUGGUCGACAAGAGCCACUGCAAGAUCGCGUACUCGACGGAGCCGGAGAUGAUGGAGAUCGUGGAUUACUACGACUUCUCGGCAUCAUAUCCUGACGCUGAGCAGCGUGCGGCGAAGAAAGCCGCUCGUGAUGAGCGUAGGAGGUUACGUGAAGAGCGUCGUGCUUCGAAGGCUCAGGAGGAGGCGGAAGAGGGUUGGGAGGAGGACGAGGAUAUGGACGACGCAGAGGCAGACGAAGUCAUCGAAGAAGAGGCAUCGGCUUCCGAGGAGUCGGAGAGCGAGUCCGAGUCUGAUUCAGAGGACGAUGAGCCCGAGAACCAGGUCACUUUCGGCGACACGCACUAUGAGCUCGUACUGCCGAAUGGCAAGCGCCUCAUUCACCGCGACAUGCAGCGCUACUUCAAGCAGCGCAUCUCGCUCGCGCCACACCGCGGACCGCGCGGCGAGGACCCGAAGUCCGGCCAGGCGCUUGUACGCCGCCUGCUUGCGGACAAAAACUCUGCACUUGUACCACGCAAGGGUGGCUUUGGCGCAUACGGACAGGGUACCGAUGUCAUCAAGGCGCGCAAUCGCGGUGAGGCCCGUGAGGCUGGACGCCAUGUGCGCGAGUUCCGCGACCAAAAGCGCAGGGAGCACUUCAAGACCCAGGUCGCUUUUCGGAACAACAACCAGAAGCAUUUCCGCGACCCUCUCUUGCAGUAA
Peniophora sp. CBMAI 1063 is the source of this 1479-nucleotide messenger RNA. The record is from the annotation of a GenBank genome assembly. NCBI's taxonomy places the organism in Eukaryota, Fungi, Basidiomycota, Agaricomycetes, Russulales, Peniophoraceae.